Messenger RNA from Patiria miniata (bat star), 1981 nucleotides. RefSeq lists its product as uncharacterized. Gene Ontology annotation, molecular function: flavin adenine dinucleotide binding; sarcosine oxidase activity. Bases 247 to 1449 code for a protein of 400 amino acids. The transcript has 5 exons. Lineage: Eukaryota; Metazoa; Echinodermata; Asteroidea; Valvatida; Asterinidae. The record is from RefSeq and is a predicted model, not a curated record.
AUUGACUACAUCACAUAAUGAAUUGACUACAUCACAUAAUGCAUUGACGACAUCAUCAAAUUACGUUUACCCGGUAACAUCAUAAAUUGGUACGUUUGGCGUUCCAUAGCUACGCGGCUUUUGUGUUGCAUAAGGUCAUAUUAUGUAAACAGUAUAUGGAGAUCUGACACGGUUUCGAUAUCCGGGUUUUACACCAUGGUUUUUACUAUACCAGUUCUUCAGUCGGUGCAUGAUUGCUAGGGCAUCAUGUACGAUGUGUGCAUCGUCGGGGCGGGCAUGUGGGGGUCUACUGCAGCCCGCCACGCCUCUCAACUUGCCGGGCUGAAAGUUUGUGUCGUUGGUCCCGAGGAACCCACAAAGGAGGAGUUUGCAGACCGGGAGGUGUUUGGCGCGCAUUACGACGCAGGGCGCAUCUACUCCACGGUGCAUGGUAGCAAUCACGUGGGUCGCAUACGGGGUCUGGUCAGCCAACGCUCCGUGGAGCGAUACCCAGAAUUAGAAGAGCUAUCAGGGGUCAAGUUUUACAAGGAAGUCGGGUUUAUAUUCUUUGGUGGAGUUGACGCUUUUUAUGACACGCUGGACAGUUUUUCAGAAGGCGUGUCGCUUGAAACGGCAGCCAGUGUGCGAAGCCGUUACCCGUACAUUGACACUGGGAAGGACGGACCGACCGCCAUCUUGUCCAAGCGCAGCGCCGGCUACCUCGACGCGCGCAAGUACGUGCAAGCACAGCUAUUGGUUGCUCGUCGCCAGGGCUGUGAUGUCAUGAAUGACGUUGUCGUCCACGUGGCGCAGGUCAACCAAUCGGGUAGCAUGCUGGUGGAGACGGACUCCGGGAGGCAUAUCACGGCGAGGAAAGUCCUGCUGUGCACGGGCGCCUUUACACCGUUCAUGGAUCUCCUGCCCGCUGACCGCAAGCUGGACGUUACGGUCACGUCCGAUGUGACGGUGCGAUUUGAGCUGGACGAGGAGUGCGUGCGGAGGUUGCAAGACAUGCCGUGUCUUACGUCCGAAUUCAGCGAGCCUUCACCAAGGGAGUGUUACAUUCUGCCACCAAUUACGUAUCCCGAUGGCAAGGUAUACGUCAAGAUAGGUCACGGGCGGUACGUAGACACUACACUGCACACCCACGAGGAGGUGCGACGAUGGUACAUCGACGAGGCCGACCCCAAGACCAUAGACACGCUCAAGGAUAUCUUCCAUAGCGUGGUACAAGGAGUGAAACCACUGUCCGAGGUGUAUUACACGUGUGCGGAUUUGGACACGGCCACGGAGCUCCCCUACUGCGACAUGGUAUCGCCCAGCCUCGGGGUCCUGGUUGGUGGAAACAGCCAGGGAGCGACCAUGGCCGAGGAAAUGGGGAGGAUGGGAGCCGACAUGAUCACGGGGGAGACGAAUUGGAACCGUGAUAUCCCUAAAGAAGUCUUUAAAGCCAGAUAUAUUAAUGCAUAAUUACUCUGCUAAAAUUUGGGCACUUGUUGUCUAUGAAUCUGUCAAUUUUUAUUCAAGGUAAACGCAAUAUUAAUUGAAGCAAGUCUAAAAGGGCGAAUUUUUAAGUUGGAUUUCAAGUGAUAGAAGUAGAACAAUUCCAUCGUUAUAAAAGGAAGUGUAGGCUAUAAUGCCCAAGACAGAGCCAAUUAACCAUGAUAUCUAAUUAAUGAUUUAAAUAGAAAUGAUCCAAAACUCCUAGUCUGCAAUUUCCUCUACAACUACUAGAUGGUGGAUGUAUAAGAUUAAAAAAAUCAGGUCAUUCAUUGAACUUUUAAAAGCUAUUUCGCCGACAUUACAUAUACGCUGGAAUUGCCAAUUACAAGAAGUACUAAGGAAUAUUAAUAUUGAUUAGAAUGUAAAAUUUUAUUUAAUAACAAAAAUAAAAAGAAGUUUAUUUGUUGAAAAAUUAACCAUCGUGCACUUUAAUAAUCAGUAUAUGAAUCAAUAUUUUAUUUGUAUUUUGUCAGUAAAAUUAAACAAAGAUGCUAUUAUA